AUGACAUGCGGCAAACUGGACGUGGCAAUCAAGCCUGGCGCCCCGCGGCUUCCAACUGCCACCGCCAACAACAGGCGACUUUGGAGCGCGGGGGGACCCGGACCAACUCCCAGGCCCCAGCCUGACAGCUCAGCACAGCACAAGUCUGCAUUACCAUCCUCCUCCUCCUCCUCUUCAUCAUCAUCAUCAUCAUCCUUCUCCUCCUCCUACUCAAGAUCAUUCUUAUCCUCCUCCUCCAGCUCUUCAUCCUCUUGCUUCUCCUCCUCAUCAUCAUUAUCAUCCUCUUCUUCCUCAUCCUCUUCCUUAUCCUGCUCUUCCUUCUCCUCCACAUCAUCCUCCUCCUCAUCAUUAUCAUCAUUCUCCUCGUCUUUUUCAUCAUCUUCCUCCUCCUACUCCUCCUUCUCCUCAUCAUCAUCCUCUUCCCCAGUCUCAUCAUCAUCAUCAUCAUCAUCAUCCUCCUCCUCCACUUCUUCCUCCUCCUUCUCCUUAUUAUCCUCCUCCUCCUCAUCAUCAUCAUCAUCACCAUCAUCCUCAUCAUCAUCACCUUCCUCCUCCUCCCGGUCCUCCUCCUCAUCAUAUUCCUCCUCCUCCCGGUCCUCCUCCUCAUCAUAUUCCUCCUCCUCCUCAUCAUAUUCCUCCUCCUCCCGGUCCUCCUCCUCAUCAUAUUCCUCCUCCUCCUCACCAUCAUCAUCCUGUUCUUCCACAUCCACAUCCACAUCCACAUCCACAUCCACAUCCACAUCCACAUCUACAUCCACAUCCACAUCCACAUCCACAUCUACAUCCACAUCCACAUCCACAUCCACAUCUUACACAUCCACAUCUACAUCCACAUCCACAUCCACAUCCACAUCCACAUCCACAUCCACAUCCACAUCCACAUCCACAUCCACAUCCACAUCCACAUCUACAUCCACAUCCACAUCCACAUCCACAUCCACAUCUACAUCCACAUCCACAUCCACAUCCACAUCCACAUCCACAUCCACUACUAUUAGUACUACUGCUACUGCCUCUGCUGCUGCUGCUACUACUACUACUACUACUAUUAGUACUACUGCUACUGCUACUGCUACUGCUACUACUACUGCUACUACUGCUACUGUUACUACUAUUACUACUACAACUACUUUUACUACUACUACUACUACUACUACUACUACUACUACUACUACUACUGUUACUACUAUUACUACUACAACUACUAUUACUACUACUACUGCUGCUGCUGCUACU
Molecule: messenger RNA, 1236 nt
Organism: Engraulis encrasicolus (European anchovy)
Lineage: Eukaryota; Metazoa; Chordata; Actinopteri; Clupeiformes; Engraulidae
Exons: 7
Source: RefSeq, a predicted model, not a curated record